Strongylus vulgaris is the source of this 347-nucleotide messenger RNA. The record is from the annotation of a GenBank genome assembly. Lineage: Eukaryota; Metazoa; Nematoda; Chromadorea; Rhabditida; Strongylidae.
AUUGGAGCUGAGAUCUGCGCUCAGGUCAAUGAAUCACCGGCCUGGGAUUAUUUGGACGCUCCAAUUUUGCGUGUCACUGGAGUUGACGUGCCCAUGCCAUAUGCCCAUCACCUUGAGGAUGCUGCUCUUCCUAAUGCAGGACAUAUUGUUGCGACAGUGAAGAAGAGUCUAAACGUUAAUCUGUCCUUGAAAUCACUAUUUCAACAGAUGGAGACAGUAUUGGAAACAUCAUUUUCUCAGUUUGACACUUCCGUAACUUUUCGCAGCUUGAGAGAAAAAAGUGCUGAGCUUUCAACACCUGGUUGUCUGUUCACAGGAACAAAAACGAAAAGAUUCGUUUUUUGAUA